UUGAUCAUCUCUUCAUAAACACACACAGGUUUAACAUGUUAUUAAUGAAUGAUUUCUGUAUUUCAGAUAAACCCAGACCAGUUUUAAGUGUUUCUCCACAGAAGUGGUUGACUGAAGGAGAUCCAGUGACUCUGAUCUGUGAGGUUAAAGGCUCCUCUACAGGCUGGACAUUCAGCUGGUUCACUGUAACUGCUUCAUCAGACAACAGCAAUCGUUAUGAGCUGCUCUCAGACAGCAGCAGAGGAGCUGGAGGAAACUACACUGUCAGUUCUGCUGCUCCUAAUCACACAGGAGUUUAUGUGUGCAGCGCAGAGAGAGGAAAACUGACCUAUAACACAUGGAACAGCAACAAACAACCACUAUGGGUCACUGGUGUUUCUCCUCCAGUCUCUCUGAUCAUCAGUCCCAGCAGAACUCAACACUUCACAUCUGUCUCUCUCUCUCUGAGCUGUGAGGACCAGAGUAACUCUGAUAGAUGGACAGUGAGAAGAUACACAGACACUUGGGGACUGGAAGAUUGUUUACUAUCACGCUGGGGAUCACAAACAGGAUCUAAAUGUACAAUAAACUCCACCGCCCCAUCAGACACUGGAGUGUACUGGUGUCAGUCUGAAUCUGGAGAGAUCAGUCAACCUGUUAAUAUCACUGUACACCUUGGUGUGAUUGUGGAGAGUCCUGUUCAUCCUGUGACUGAAGGAGAUUCUCUGACUCUGCGCUGUUUAUAUGAACAUUCAACUCCACCAAUCCUCAGAGCUGAUUUCUAUAAAGAUGCAUCACUCAUCCAGAGUCAAACUACAGAGAUGAUCAUCUCUACUGUCUCAAAGUCACAUGAGCGUUUCUACUACUGCAAACACCCAGAGAGAGGAGAGUCACUCAAGAGCUGGAUCUCAGUCACAGCGUCUCAUUCAGAAUCUCAGAUCUCUGUCCUCCACACACUCAGUUCUGUACUGACAGUUUGUCCAUAUCUGCUAGUGACAGUCGUGCUGAUCUUCAAGUGCUGCAGGAUGAGAGGUAUAACAGCUGAAUGAUUUAUUACAUGUCAUUAUAAUCAUAUUUUACUGAGCAACAAUUAUUAUUAUCAUGAAUGCUGUUUGGCUGAAUGUUCAUGUGGUCAGAUUAACAUUUGUGUUUGUGUGCAUGCACCACUGUCCUCCUUUGACUUGCAGCUAAUGGUUGUUAGAUUCAACAUGAACUAGAACUUCAAACCCUUGGACUUCUGAGUGAAACUGGAUAUUCAACAAGAAUACAUGUAGAGCAGAACUUGAUUUAAAGGAAUUGGAUUGGCAUUACUUACAUUUUCUUCUUUGUAAUUGCUAAAAAAUGAUCAGAUUUUAUGUUGAUGACACAGUGACUC
This is a messenger RNA of Carassius carassius (crucian carp), 1354 nucleotides long. Its product is annotated as Fc receptor-like protein 5. Gene Ontology annotation, molecular function: transmembrane signaling receptor activity. Bases 36 to 1028 code for a protein of 330 amino acids. Lineage: Eukaryota; Metazoa; Chordata; Actinopteri; Cypriniformes; Cyprinidae. Gene Ontology annotation, biological process: cell surface receptor signaling pathway. The record is from RefSeq and is a predicted model, not a curated record. The transcript is spliced from 5 exons.